Messenger RNA from Thrips palmi, 2411 nucleotides. RefSeq lists its product as uncharacterized. NCBI's taxonomy places the organism in Eukaryota, Metazoa, Arthropoda, Insecta, Thysanoptera, Thripidae. Bases 45 to 1589 code for a protein of 514 amino acids. The transcript has 4 exons. The record is from RefSeq and is a predicted model, not a curated record.
CUAAAGGCUAUACUGGGCACCGGCUUGCAUGGCGAUUAGCCGCGAUGGAUCAUCAAUACGCUAAUGACGAGUCCCGUGGCUUGAAACGGAAGAAAGGAACCACUUAUUGUUGUGUGCCACAGUGUUCACAAUACGCCUCGGAAGGAAUAAGCUUUCAUUUAUUCCCAAGAGAAAAAAACCAAAGGAAGAAAUGGGAGUCAGCCCUCCGAAUGGGCAAGCCAGCCUCGGAUACUAUGCGUGUUUGUUCGAAGCAUUUCAGCUCUAAAGACUUCUUUCCCAGCUCUAAUUCUACCCAGAGAAAGAAAUUGUUUCCUAAGGCAGUCCCAUCUCAAAAUCUGCCCCAACGAACUCAUGACAAAGGUGUGACUUCAGAUGAGGCUGAAAAACGUUCAGCCAGAGCAGGAAGAAUUGCUAAGAGGGAUGCUGCAUCUCUAAGGUGCCCAGUCAACACUGAGACUGAUAACGACACUAACGACACUCACACUGAUGAUGUAGAAUUUGAUGAAGAAAUCCCCUGUCUUCGAAGCAUUCUGGAUUGUGCUGUUCAAGCAAAUCUUGCUGACACAAGAAGUAUUCGUCCUUGCUGUGAAGGUGUUACUCUGGCUGACAUUCUAAGUGACUUAGAUACUGGAGAGAAGUGCACUCAAGUCAACUUUUUGCCAUUAUGGAAAGAUGAAGAUGACAGCAAAUCAGUUCCCUGCAUUACUUUACCACAACUUCUGUGUACCAAAGAGAAACUGUUUACCUUCACUGGUCUCCAUUCGCCUGAUAUGCUGGAGUGUUUAGCAAAAUGUGUGGCAGAUAUAGCUGUAGAUUCUCGAAGCAACAAGAAAAUAUUAUCUGUUAGAGAUAGAAUUAUUUUAACUAUGGUAAAAAUCAAGCAAAAUAUGGAUUUCACUGCUAUAGGUGUUCUAUUUGGUAUUAAUCGUCAAACAUGCUCUAAUUAUUUCAAGAAUAUGAGUCCGCUUCUUGCUAGAGUAUUGAAAGUAGUGAUACCGUGGCCGGACCAGAGCAUGAUAAGGUGUAACCUUCCCCUCUCUUUUGAUAAAUUUAGAAACACAAGAAUUAUACUUGAUUGUUGUGAAGUAACCAUUGAGAAAUGUAAAUGCUUAAAAUGCAGAGUGUUAACAUACUCCCAAUACAAGAAAAACCACACUGUCAAGUUUAACAUGGGAGUAGCACCUUCAGGACUCAUAAUUGAAACAAGCUCUGCUUUUGGUGGCCGAGCUUCAGACAAGCACAUUGUCGCUGAUUCAGAAAUAUUGAACAGGCUUGAUUAUGGAGAUGCUGUCAUGGUGGACAAGGGCUACCAAAUAGAGAAGGAAUGUCUUGAGAGAAAUUUGACUUUGUAUCGACCACCAUUCUUGACCCAAAAGAAACAACUAAGUCGAGAAGAAGCUUUGUCCUGUGCUGAGAUAGCUAGGGCAAGAGUGCAUGUCGAGAGAGUUUUCCAGCGGAUUCGAGAGUUUGAUUUCCUUCGUGGGCCAGUACCUUGGCCUCUGGCCCCCUACUUUGAAGAUGUCUUAACUGUUACUAUGGGUCUGACUAAUAUAGGCCCACCAGUUAUUAAUAUUGAUAAGUUUAUGUAAGUGUCUUCUCUUUUAAUAAGAGGGACAGUUUCAAUGUGUCAGACAUUUUAAUUGAAGUCAAGCUAAUUAAAAACGAGCUUAUAAAAAAAUUGUUUUCUUAAUGUCAGAAAUUAAAAAAAUUGUUGCACAUGCCCAACAUGAAUUCACAUACCUAAUCAUUAACAGUUUGAUUAGACAGGUGGUCUUUUACCAUCCUAGGUAAAAACUUAUCAAAGUAAACAUGGACAAGCCUUGAAAAGAGGUCUAACACAUGUUUUUCAUCAAAAGGAACUCUGACAUAAUGUGAAUCUUUUCCACUUUCUGAGUAGACAACAUAUUCACACAUAUCUACCCCUGUGACCAACAUACCUAUCUGCAUUUGGGCAUAAUGCUGGGUUUUCACCUUUACAUUUCCAUUCUCAUCUAAGGUUUUAAUACAAUUAUAUUCCACAAGCUCCUGUGCAUUGAGAUGUUGACCUUCUUUAAAUGUUUUAAUUUCUAUAGUGUUCAAAAACUUUCCUGUCUCAUCGAUUACAGUUCCAUCAACACUAGCCCCGAACCAGGGUAUUUCUGGUCUCACCAAAAGACCAGUCUCAAAAACUUUGCAUCUACGUUGCUCUUCAUAAAGGUCUCUUGCUAAAAUUUCACAACGAAGUCCUGCAACUGUGUAUUCAUUUCCCUUGAAUGUACUGUGGUACAACUCAUUGUAUCUUGCGUCCCAAUCAGCUUUCUUGUUGACAUAGUAGGUAUACUGGGCUCUAGCUUUGCUUGCACUGAUUCGAACACUGCGGUGCUUAUGCCAAGCUGCUGUGCCCUGGGGUGUGUUGGCAAGUUCGACACACU